Cladophialophora psammophila CBS 110553 is the source of this 1734-nucleotide messenger RNA. RefSeq lists its product as uncharacterized. The record is from RefSeq and is a predicted model, not a curated record. Gene Ontology annotation, biological process: transmembrane transport. Gene Ontology annotation, molecular function: transmembrane transporter activity. NCBI's taxonomy places the organism in Eukaryota, Fungi, Ascomycota, Eurotiomycetes, Chaetothyriales, Herpotrichiellaceae. The transcript is spliced from 7 exons. Bases 1 to 1734 code for a protein of 577 amino acids.
AUGUCGCAACUAGUUUCGGCAACUCCUACCCCAGAGAACCAUGUCGGGUUAAAAGAAUCCAAUGCGGAGCACUUUGAAGUGGAGGAAAAAGAUGCUGCGGACAACGUCCAUAUCCACAAUGAAUAUGCCUACAAGGGUGACGACUCUGAUGGCAAGGUUGCGUGGACUCUUCGUCACUCCUUGGCCGCAGUGUCCCUGGGCAUGUUAUACGCAGGGUCGCAGAUCAUGCUUUAUUUCGUCGGAGGGUGCCUGGCCUUCAUCGAAGCUGAUCUGGGCGCCGAGAAAGUGGGGAGCUGGCUUCCUGUGUCGAACACAUUAGCCAUUACUGCUGUUGCACCCUUUGUCGGGUAUUUGCAAGAUCUACUUGGCCGCCGCAAUAUCACACUGUGUGGCUCCAUGGUGAUUAUAGUGGGCAUCGCUUUGAUCGGUAGUGCCCACUCUUUUGGGCAGGCUGUGACCGGGAUGACUCUCUCCGGAGCUGGUGCAGGCGUCUGCGAGUUGACUGCUCUAGCUGGGCUGUCGGAUAUCGUACCUGUACGUCAGCGUGGAGUUACAUUGGCACUCAUGACUGCGUCAAUCCUGCCCUUUACACCCUAUGUUAUGUACAGCCAGCUACUUGCCACAUAUGUCACAUGGAGAUGGACGCAAUGGAUAGCUCUGAUAUGGAACGGAAUCGUGUUCGUAGGCCUGCUAACAACCUACUUCCCCAAAUCACACCCCCGCCUACAAGGGAUGUCUAAAAAACAAAUAUUGGCGCGUAUUGAUUAUAUUGGAGCCAUCCUAUCUAUUGUGGGAAUCACCCUUUUCCUCGUUGCCCUCCAAUCCGGCGGAUAUACUCACCCAUGGGCAAGCGGCUACGUCCUAGCACAGCUGAUUAUCGGUAUCUUUCUCAUCAUUUCCUGGGUAGCUUGGGAAUGGAAAUUUGCUCCACAUCCUAUGAUCCCACGCGAACUCUAUCAAGGACAACGAGUCGUUGGACUUACAUUCCUUGUCGCUUUCAUCGCGGGGUUCGACUUCUACUCUCUAAUCAACUUCUUCCCGAUCUCGUUUUCAACCCUUUGGAGCCCAGAGCCAGUUCAAGUCGGCUUGAAAGGUCUAGGCUAUGGUAUUUCAACUACAGCAGGUGCUGUCUUCUGGAACGCUCUUCUAUCGACAAAGAUGCCGGCAAAAUAUAUCCUCAUGAUCUCUUCGACUAUAAUGACCGCCUUCAUCGGCGGUCUUGUUGCUACAACGCCAGAAACGCCUAAACUAGCAGUCGCCCUCGGAACAAUAGCAAGCUUCGGCGUUGGCGGUAUCCUGGUUCCCGCUGCCACUGUGGCUUUGAUUGUUGUUCCGGAUUCCUUGCUCGCGACGACUGCGGCCUUGUCAUUGUCCAUUCGUACCGUCGGCGGCUCUAUUGGUUUCACGAUAUACUACAAUAUAUUCGUGAACAAGCUCAACAAGCAACAACCAGAGAAUAUCGCGAAGUACGCCAUAAAAGCUGGCUUACCAGCGUCAUAUGCCACUGAGUUUGUUACCACAUUUCUCACUGCUCCGGCAAACAUUACCCAAGUGCCUGGAUAUUCCCCACAGACCCUAGCGGGUGCUCAGUUGGGGACCAGAUGGGCUUACGCGGAGUCCCUAAAGUGGGUUUGGGUCACCAGUAUCCCUUUCGGCGUGUUGGCGAUUAUCACCUGCUUCUUCAUACCGAGCAUCAAAAAGUACCAAACCAACAGAGUUGCUGUCGCGUUGUGA